AAUAAUUUUCAGUGAGAUAAAAACACAUAUCGCGCGUCAACAAUUACAAUGACAAUUACAAUUACAAUUACAAUUACAAUUACAAUUACAAUUACAAUUACAAUUACGUGGAAUGGAAGGUGUGAGAGAGGCUAGGGAGUCGUUCCGUUUUAUUUUCCAGGAAAAAUAUUACCUACGUUACGUGUGUGGCUAACGGCUCUGGCAUCACAAAAUAAUAAUAAUAAUCAUUGUCCGACUCAAAAAGUCAUUACCCUUUUCCCUCCCAAGCAACGGUUUUACUCAUUCAUUCACUCUCUACAUAAAUCCCCCAUCAACAAAAACAACCAAACAGAGACGGAGACAGAGUCACAGAGAGACCCGAGUUUCAGUUUAUAGUUAGUUACUCACCUAUCGCGCGCUAAUGCCAAGGAAAGGGAUGAGGAUCCUUUGCUUCCCCUCCAAGUCACCAUCCAGAGCCUCCUCCCUCUCCCCUGCAACUCCUCCUCCUCCGCGCAUUAACUUCUCAGACUCCAUGAUCGACCAAAGCAUCGCGGCUGCCGCUUCCAUCAUAUCUAAAUGGAACCCUGAGACCUCCCCCUACGCCAACGUCACCUCUCUAUUCUACCAGAACAAGACAGAGGCCAUGCUCUUCUUGAAGCGCGUCAACGACCUACAGAAGGCCAUGCAUUUGUUACCCUCCCAGGAUUCCAGACUCCUCCAAGCUCACACCUUAAUGCAGAUCGCCAUGAAGCGACUGCAGAAGGAGUUCUACCAGAUUCUCUCUAUGAAUCGUGCUCACUUGGACCCCGAAUCCGUCUCCUCACGUGCGUCCACCAGGUCCAGCACCUCCGAUUAUGAAGAUGAUGAUGACCUUCUCGCCACCACCGGUUAUUCUAUCUCCGAAGUGGAACAGGUGUCCUCUAUUGCCAUGGCGGAUUUGAGAUCAAUUUCCGACUGCAUGAUCUCCUCGGGUUAUGCCAAAGAGUGUAUAAGCAUCUACAAAAUCAUCCGCAAGUCGAUCGUGGAUGAAGCCAUUUACCGGCUAGGCAUCGACCGAAUUACCUCUUCCAAGAUCAACAAAAUGGACUCGAAGACCUUAGAAUUGAGAACCAAGAACUGGUUGGAGGCCGUGAAGAUCUCAAUGACUAGUCUUUUUAACGGAGAGAGAAUCCUUUGCGAUCAUGUCUUCGCCGCCUCAGAUUCCAUUAAAGAAUCGUGCUUUGCUGAAAUAUCUGGACAUGGAGGGACGAUUUUGUUUGGCUUUCCGGAGAUUGUUGCUAGAUCCAAGAAAUCUUCACACGAAAAUAAAAUAUUCCACUUGCUUGAUAUGUACACUGCAAUAGCCCAGAACUGGCCGGAGAUUGAAUCGAUCUUCUCCUUUGAAUCAACCUCGGCUGUCCGAUCACAGGCAGUAACUUCACUAAUCAAGCUUGGAGAGUCGGUUCGUGCAUUGCUAUCCGAUUUCGAAGUAAGUAUCCAAAAGGACUCGUCCAAGUUGCAGGUUCCCGGCGGUGGAGUCCAUCCCCUCACUGUCUAUGCCAUGAACUACCUCUGUCUCCUCGCGGAUUACAGUACUGUCCUACCCGACAUCCUCACCAACUGGCAUCCCCCAGCCAAAUCAUCCUUGCCGGAAUCCUACUUUGACAGUCCAGAAUCCGAUGACUCUACAGCGCCGGCGAUCUCCUUGCGGUUCGAAUGGCUAAUUUUGGUCCUUGUGUGCAAGCUCGACGGCAAAGCGAAGCAUUACAAGGAAGUCUCACUGUCGUAUCUCUUCUUAGCAAACAAUCUGCAGCAUGUGGUCUCCAGAGUCCGCACCUCCAACAUCUCCUACUUGCUCGGUGAAGACUGGAUCGCCAAGCACGAGGCCAAGGUUAGACAGUUUGCGGCGAACUACGAGAGGCUGGCGUGGGGGAAGGUGAUGGAGACACUGCCGGAGAAUCCAACGACGACGGUAUCUCCAGAGGAAGCCAAGGGGCAUUUCAAGAGAUUCAACCUGUGUUUCCAAGAAGCUAGCCGGAAGCAGAGUUUGUGCGUGGUACCGGACCCGAGACUGCGGGACGAGAUCAAGCUGUCCCUAGCGAGAAAGCUGGUGCAGGUUUACAGAGAAUUUUACGAUACGCACGAGCAGAGGAAGCAGCCGGGGUCAUUUGUCAGAUUUGCCCCUGAAGACAUACUGAAUCACCUCUCGGAUCUUUUCUUGGGGGAGUCGGUUGGGGUUGACAGUUCUUCUUCUUCUUCAACGUCUUUGUCCAAUCCGCGGCACAGAGUUUAGAUUCUUUUUUACUUUUAACUAGUGGCCUGAAAUGAAUUCUGUAUCAUUUUCCUGGGGGUGUAUAUAACUAUAUACUCUCUUUUUUUUAAAAUUAUUCUAAGAGAUUAAAUCAUUAAUCAAGCAACAAAUUGUUAACA
Tripterygium wilfordii is the source of this 2388-nucleotide messenger RNA. RefSeq names its product exocyst complex component EXO70H1-like. Gene Ontology annotation, biological process: exocytosis. Lineage: Eukaryota; Viridiplantae; Streptophyta; Magnoliopsida; Celastrales; Celastraceae. The transcript has a single exon. Gene Ontology annotation, molecular function: phosphatidylinositol-4,5-bisphosphate binding. Gene Ontology annotation, cellular component: exocyst. The record is from RefSeq and is a predicted model, not a curated record. Bases 401 to 2251 code for a protein of 616 amino acids.